Closterium sp. Yama58-4 is the source of this 5331-nucleotide messenger RNA. The record is from the annotation of a GenBank genome assembly. NCBI's taxonomy places the organism in Eukaryota, Viridiplantae, Streptophyta, Zygnematophyceae, Desmidiales, Closteriaceae.
AUGCCGCUUGCGAUCGACCACGCCACGCGCGCCGCGGCGGCGUCGUUCCUCCGCGACGAGUUCCCGCAGGUGCUGGCGACGGCAGCGCAGCUGGUGGCGGUGGAGGACCCCGAGACAGAGCCCUACCGAUCCAAGUAUGCGGCCGCUGCUGCUCUGGAUGCAUUGCGAGGCAAGGCGGACAUGCUGCUACGGCACUUCCAACCUGCUGCCUCGCACCACUCCGCUGCUGCCGACGCUGCCGACGCUGCACGCGAGGACGCGGCGACAGCAGGCGAGUUGUUGGACGCGGUGGCAGUGCUGGAGUACAAGAGUGGCGCCAUCGCCGCUGACGUGGACGAGGUCACACGCGCCAAGGGCCUGCUCAUGCGCGCCCAUGCACGGCUGCACCUCAACGAACCCAAACACCUGCGCCCCCUCAUUGACGUGUGCAACCUGCUGGGGCUGCUCGCCAGCAAUGACGAAGACCACAAGGCAUCCCUCGCGUUCCUUGUCAGAGCACAUAAAUACUAUCAUCACUUCCUCAACCUGCAGUCGCAGGCAGCAGGGGAGGCAGCAGCAACAGAUGCAAUGGAGGAGGGCGGCGGGAGUGAGCGAGGGGGGGACGAGGAGACGAGGGAGGUGGAGUCCCUGCACACCAUCACCACGUUCUACCUCGCUCAGACGCUGGCAGCCAUGGGCAAGAAGCAGCGCGCCGCGGCCUUCUGUGCCGCCACGCUCACGCGCCAGCUGCGGCUGCGGCAGCAGUUCCGCGCGUGGGACUGGGCACAGAACUGCGCGCAGCUAGCGGGCGAUGCCCCUGCUGGCACUGCCCCCUCGGGCGCAGCAGGUGCUGCAGCGGGGGGCAUGGACGUGGACGGGGGGGCGCGGGAGGGGCAGCAGGGGGGCGAUGUGGACAUGGGGGAGGGCGCGGAGGAGCAGGAGGGCGAGGGCAGCGAGCGGUGGGCGGGCGAGGGCGACGUGGACAUCGCCCUGGGACCCGACUUUUCCCUUCUGGGCCUCGACCCCAAGGCUGACACCUGCGCUCGCAUGCUCGCCGAUGGGGGGGACGCAGGGGGGCAGAAGGGGGAGGGGCGCGGGGUGGAGGGCGAGGGCGAGGCGGAUGUGGUGCGGGAGUAUUCACACGCGGUGAUCCACUUCAACAAGGCCAUGACCGCCUUCAAGGCCGCGCUUGAGGUGUACACGAGUACAGACCGCUUCUCAGACCAUUUCGACAUCGCCAUGGACAUCAGCACGCUGCACCGGUACCUAGCGUACUAUGAGCCCAGUGCGCACAGGGCAGCGCUCAUCCACCAGCGCCGCGCCACACGCCUGCUGCCCCUUGCAACCGCCAUCAACCCCUCCGUCUACCCCACGCAGGCCGCUCAGUGUGUGCACGAGGUGGCGUCCAUCGCACUGAACGUCAUGGAGCUGGAGGCGGAUGCUGCACGGCCCCCUCCCAAGAUCAUUGACCCCGCAAAGCAGGCCAUCCAGUACUUUGAGCGCUUCAUCGCACUCAUGCAAUCCUCCACCCCCCAGGGGUGUGACGACGUACGCUUUGUGUACGCACACUUCCACAUCGCGCGCACGCACUACCGCAUCUGCACUCUGCUGCCGCCCCAAGAAGGCAAGGAUCAUCUGCAGCACAGUCUCAACUACUUCAGCAAGUUCUUGGAGCAUGCAGCGCGGGUGGGCGUGCAGGAGCAGCUGCAGUCGGAGGUGGCGGUGGCCAAGGAGAUGCAGAAGAGCCGCCUUCCCCCCGUGAACUCGCCGGGGGCGGGGGAGCGCCAGUUGCGCGCACUGGCGGAAGGGACGCGGCAGGGGGGUCUGGGGAGGUUCGGCAGGCGGAGGGAUGCGGGGGACAGGGAGGUUUCCGCGGAUGACUACGCGGCGGUGGAGGCGUGGUGGUGGGCGGGGAGAAGCGCCAACGCGGAACACACACGCGGAGAACGAUGGGCGGAAGAGGGGAGAGAGGACGGGGGGAGGGAAGAGGAUGAGAGUGGGGGUAGUCAAAAGAGAGAAGCCGAAAGGGGGAGGUUGAAAAUACGAGUGGGUGAAUGCUCGGGGGCGGUCAAGGGCGAGGAGCGGCGGGAAGAGUGGGCGCAGGGGCCGCUACGAGAAGGGGAGGUGCGGAGAGCACAGGCGCCCGUGGCGCGGCGGAAGGUUCGCACCAGUAGGCAGAGAAGCUUCCAGCGCGUUGACGCUUAUGCUGACGUGGCACGGAGCAGAAGCGCGCUGGCUAGAGAGGCUGUGCAAGGGGAUGGAGCGAGAGAGGCAUGCGGCGUCGCAGGGGGGCAGGGGCUCCGGGCGCGGUGGCGACGGGGGUCUGCGCCCGCAAUGGAGCAGCUGCCGGGGAGCAGCGCGCGCGAUGGGCGGGUGGCGCGAGCUUUGCGCGCAAAUAGCUUCGAAGGGGGAAGAAGUGGAUGGGGGGAAGAAGGCGCUGUGGAUGACGCGGCGCAAGGCGUGGUAACGGAAGCGAGGGCGGGAGGGCGGUCACUAGAGAAUACUUCAAAGGGCUUUGGGGACAGUGCGGAUAACGGGGCGAGCGAGUACGAGAGGCGGGGGAGCGUGGGCGCACGGGAAGGCGGCGAUUGUGGCAACGCGGGCCCUAGCCGGGGGGCAGGAGAGAGGGGGGCGGAUACGGGCUCAGGCGGGUGUGCAGCAGGUGCGGGGGGCGCACGCAGUGGCCCCGCCAUGCGCCCCAUGCAGCCCGGGCGCCAGCAGCAGCAGAGGCGGGCAGCGCCGCCGCCCCACCGGCGCGCCUCGCGCAGGCUGCAGCCAGGGGAGGUGCGGUCGCUGGCGCGCCAGCUGCACUCCUCCGCGCGAUGCGUUGCUGACGUGGACGCCAUGCUGGCUGCGGCUGUGGGCGAGCGGGGGGAGGGACAGGGGGGAGUUGCUGAGGCAGAGGGGCGCGGGGAGGGCGGGGCGGGGCCAGCAGCGGGAGAGAGGGGCGGGGGCGUGUGGGUGCACAGUGGGGUGGUGGUGGCGCUGAUGCAGGCGCUGGCGGACUUGCACUCGUGGCGCGCUGCCCUGCUGGUGCGCUCUAGGGGGAGUUUGAUGGGGCAUGGCAUGGCAGCAUGGGGUGCAUGUGCGGCGGGCAGGGCGGACAUGGCAGUGGCGCUGCUCACAGAGAUGCUGGAGCGCUGCACCACUGCCAGCCCUGGCAGCCCUGCCUGCGCUGCUCCCAGCAGCAGCAGCAGCAGCAGCAUGGGGCUAUCCGCGCAGCCCUCCGCCAGUCCCAUCCCUGCACUCUCCCAUUCGCCUCCUGUGCCCCACACCACCGCGCAAGACAGCUCCCCGCCCGGCAGCACGGGGCGCAGUGGGCAGAGCAGCGGGGGCAGCAAGAGGACCUCGAGGCACGGGUGCUGGCCAAGCGAGGCGACGUUUGGUGCGGUGAUGCACGCGCUGUGCAAGGCGGGGCGCGUGGGGGAUGCGGAGGCGGUGCUGCGCGUGAUGGCGCGUGUGCAUGUGCGCCCCAACGCCAUCGUCUUCAACACCCUGCUCUCCGCCGCCGCUGCUGCCCUCUCCCCGCCCGCUGCCGCUGCUGCCACUACUUCCCUUGAUCCUGCUUUUGAUGUGUACCAAUGGGGGAGCAUCGGCAGCAGCAGCAGCAGUGGGGGGGCGCGGGGCAGUGAUGCAGUGGGGCGAGUGCAGCGGGUGCUGGCAGCGAUGCGAGCAGCGGGCGUGGCGCCGACAGCUGCCACGGUGACAGCUGUCAUGGCCGCCCAUGCCGCCAGGGGUGAUGACCGCGCCGUGCUGCACCUGUGGGACGCUGUCACCAGGGGGGGCUGGGAUCAAGGGCUUGGGGAAGGUGGGGUUGGGGAAGGGCGAAGCGGGGAAGCAGCAAGCAAGGAGGGGAGCAAGGUGGGCCGAGAAGGGAUGCAGGGCAGAUGGGGUGUGAGUGCAGCAGCAGGCGCCCCUGCGGCAAGGUACGCAUCUGCAGAAGCAGCAUGUGCAGGUGAUGCGGCGUCAGCAGCAGAGCAGGCGCGGUGCAUGGUGCGUGGGAGGCAUGCAGCGGUGGUGCCAGAUGCGCCGAUGGUGACGCUCGUGCUGGGCGCCAUGGCCCGCCUGCGCCUCGUGCCCGCUGCCGAGUCCCUCUGGGCUCUCGCUGAGGCUUCCCAGCCUCGUGCCGUGCACAACACAGGUGGUGCUGGGGGGGAUGUGCGGGAGGGGUGUGGGGGAGGAGAGUGGGGUGCAGAGGAGGGGGGGAGUGGGGAGGUAGAGGGGUAUGUGUGGCGGAGCAAGAGGGAAGGCAGGCGAGCGCGGAGGGAGGGUGGACCUGGGAGGUGGGAGGGUGGUGGUGGAGAGGGGGAUUCUCGGGAGGAGAGUGAGUGGGACGGAUGGCAGAGGGGCAGAGAGCGAGGGGGGGAUGGGUGGAGGGGGGGUGGUGGGGUGGUGGGCGAGGCAGCAUGGGGCAGGUUGGAUGGCAUGGCAGCAGCAGCGAUGGUGGGAGUGUAUGUGGCUGUGGGUGAUGUCUACCAUGCCAUGCGCUUCCUCCUCUCCGCUGCUGCUGCCCGCCUGCUGCCAACACCUGGCAUGGCCCUUGCAGUGCCGCGUGCACCCACACAAACACCGCCACACUCACCUGAACCUGCCACAUCGGGAUCCUCCACACUCCCUCCCGCUGCUGCACCUGAUGGUGCUGCUGCUCGCCCCGCCAUGUCCCCAACGCCAUUGAACAUGGUGCUGGCGGCGCUGCAGCAGGCAUCACAACCGCGCCACAUGGAUGCACUGCUGCUCUGCUACCUGCACUCGCCCUCGCCCGCCUUCGUCCCCCCCCACCACCCCACCUCUCUCGACUCUCCCAGCUCUUCCCCACGCUCUGAGCGCCGGCACUGUGAGCAGAUGCAGAGGGAGCAGGGGGCGAGUGCACAGGCUGUGGCUGGGCCAGGCGGAGCGGGGACUCUCUACCCUGCUGCCUGCUCGUGCCUCCCCAUGCCCUCCCACCCCGCGUGGGCUCGCCUGCCUUGGGAUUGCCCUCACUGCUUGCGCAGACGGGCAGCAAGAGCAGCGGUGCGGAGGGGUUGGGGUAGAGCAGGCAGCGGUUGGUUGGAGGAGUGGGAGGGGGAGUAUGGUGUGAGGGUGAAUGGUGGCGGGAAGCUGAGGAGCGAGGCGGCAACACGAGGGGAGCGAGUGGGAGGAGGUGAGGACGGGCACGGAGCGGUGGGUGGCGGUGCAGGGUGCUGCUGCUGCAGCAGCAGUGGCGUGGUGUUGAGCAAGGGCACGUGUGAGGUGAUGGCAGCGGGGUACGGCAAGGCAGGCAUGCAUGAGCGAGCAGCAGCAGUGGUGCUGUACAUGGAAGAGCAGGGGCACAGGGUCGCCCCUCACCUCCUGUCAUUGCUACCACAUGACUAG